AUGAGUGAGUUCCUUGAGUGCACCCGGCCUUGGGAGACGCACACCGGCCUCAAACCGCAGAUUCCAGAUGCAUUUUGGGAUCGAAGCCAUCGAUGGCACGAGGGGGACCAUAUGUUUCAGAGUUUGGACCAUAUUGUGCAGGCAUUUCUAGAUGACGAGACACCAAUUUCCUACGUUGAUAAUUAUGCGCUCAGACCUUUCCAUCAUUCCAAGUACGAAUGGGUAAUUCGACCCUACACAAAGUCGGAGGAUGUGUUCAAGCCGCAUGUCAAUGCCUUCGUCACAGAUUCGGAGGCCCUACUCCCAGAUCGCCUCGGUACAGGCGAGGUAUCCACUGCCUUUGGCCUUAUUACCCAGAGUCAAUUUCAAGAUGGAUACAACUCAUACCGGUACAUCCCCGUCACUAUCUUCUCGGCUUCAGACCGCCAGAUGCGUGUUCUUCAGUGCUGGCAUGACAAGCAGAAUCCGAAGACUCGUCAUGUCCGCCGGUCACCGAUCAUGGAAUUUCGGCAUGGCAUGAGAGCGAAUUGGAGGGACUGGGUUACUGUUCUCUGCUGGAUUGCCGGUAGGCUGGUGGGAGAUACAGAUACAGAGAAUGGGAGCGAGGCUGUUGGCCGAUUGGGUACUGUUGAUGUUUUGCAUUGA
Penicillium alfredii is the source of this 645-nucleotide messenger RNA. RefSeq lists its product as uncharacterized. The transcript is spliced from 2 exons. The record is from RefSeq and is a predicted model, not a curated record. Lineage: Eukaryota; Fungi; Ascomycota; Eurotiomycetes; Eurotiales; Aspergillaceae. Bases 1 to 645 code for a protein of 214 amino acids.